CAUGUCCUCUGUUAUACAGGGGAGAAGGUGCUCCUCCGCAGUCUGUCAGACUGAGGGACUCUUAACGGAGGAGGGUAGACUAAGGACAGGGCAGCCCGGCGCUUUAAAGAUGGAGAGAGCGGAUGAUGACGGUGUCCUCCGGGCUCGCUGCAGAACACCACAGACCCCCACCUCCCCGGACCUGGACAGCUCCUUCAGCUCCCUGGACGGGGACAGUAAUCCAGAACGACACCAGCAGGGCAAUGGAGUCAGCCACGUUACCAGUAAUGGCAAGAUUGAAGUGGAGCAUGUGAUCAGCAAAAAGCUGCAACUGAAGAGGAAGGCAGAGCACCUGAAGAGCGACCUGAUGCAUCAGUUCGACAGCCAUGUGAACGACUUCAUGGACAGUCUGAUCGAGGAGUCGUCCAGCCUGGAGUCUGCUCCUCUUCCCGCCUCCUUCUCCCCCCCACUGUCAGACAAGGAGAGGAGCAAACUCAGGUAUUUCCGGCCUCCUCAUGGUGAGGGGAAGCAGUUCGUCAGUCGCAGGUCGCUCUUAGACGAGCUGUUUGAGGUGAACCACAUCAGGACGAUCUACCACAUGUUCAUCGCGCUGCUCAUCCUCUUCAUCCUCAGCACCCUGGUGUUAGAUUUCAUAGAUGAAGGCAGACUGGUGCUGCACUUCGACCUGCUGGUGUACGCGUUCGGACAGCUCCCCCUGGUGGUGUGCACGUGGAUCUGCAUGUUCCUGUCUGUGCUGAUGGUUCCCUACAGCCUGUUCCACCUGUGGUCUCAGACCCAGUCGGGGUCACACCGUCACCCCGGGCUGUGCAGUGUGCUCUUCGGCUCUGUGUUCCUGCUCUUCCAGGCUCUGGGGGUGGGCUUCCUGCCGACGUAUGUGGUGCUGACCCACAGCUUACCCCCCGCGUCCUGCUUCAUCGUCAUCCUGGAGCAGGUGCGUCUGAUGAUGAAAGCCCACUCCUUUGUCCGGGAGAACGUACCAAGAGUCCUGACCUGGGCUAAAGAAAAAAACAGCCCCGGCCCUGUGGUCCCUCAGGUCUCUCAGUACCUCUACUUCCUGUUUGCCCCCACACUCGUCUACAGAGACAAAUACCCCAGGAACCCGGUGAUCAGAUGGAGCUACGUGGCCUCAAAGUUUCUUCAGGUGCUGGGCUGUCUGUUUUAUGCAUACUACGUGUUCGUGCGGCUCUGCAUCCCUCAGUUCCGCAGCAGCAGCCUGCAGCUGUUCGACCUCAGAGCCAUGGUGCUGUGCGUCUUCAACUCCAUCCUGCCAGGAGUGCUGGUUCUCUUCCUGGGCUUCUUCGCCUUCCUGCACUGCUGGCUCAAUGCUUUCGCUGAGAUGCUCUGCUUUGCUGACAGGAUGUUUUAUAAGGAUUGGUGGAACUCGACCUCUUUUGCUAACUACUACCGCACCUGGAACGUCGUGGUGCAUGACUGGCUGUACUACUAUGUGUACCGGGACAUCCUGUGGAUGUCUCGGAAGCGCUUCAGACCAGCAGCCAUGUUGUUUGUGUUCACGGUGUCUGCUGUUGUGCACGAGUACAUCCUGGCUAUCUGCUUUGGGUUCUUCUACCCCGUCCUCUUCUGCCUCUUCAUGUGCUUCGGAAUGAUGUUCAACUUCAUCCUGCACGACCGGAGGAAAGGUCCCAUCUGGAACGUCAUCAUGUGGACGUCCCUGUUCCUGGGUCAGGGGGUCAUCAUAUGUCUGUACUCUCAGGAGUGGUACGCCCAGCAGUACUGCCCCCUGAAGGAGCCUUCAUUCUUGGAGUUGGUGAAGCCUCGUUCGUGGAGCUGUCACAGAGGCGUGAUGCUGGACACUGAUCAGCUGUGAUCCACGUCUCCCCAGCUGAAGAUCCUCCCUGCCUCUUACUGUCAUAGCGUCUGCUCUCUCUAGUUUGUUUUAAUUAAUUGCACUAAGGUCAUGUGUAUGAAUUUAGGAAGAGAUCCAAUAAUGUGCCAAAAUGUUCUUUCCUCCAGCAGCAGAGUCACAGUGAUGCCUUAUUGACCCGUUUUAUGUCUUCAAAAUCAAUCCCAACUCACUGACAAGAUCACAUCCGUUUAUGUUUCUGAUGCAUUUCCAUUACGCUUGCCUCGAUUUACUGUGAAUCUACUCCUUGUGCCAAUACGAUACGAUGGCUAACAGGACACGGCAGCAGAAAUACAAACACAUGAGACAAACAUCACUCACAUGUGCAGUAAUGGUUCAUAUUUUACAGUAUGCAAUUACUACUGUAUGCUAGAUAAUGUUAUUUAUUUUCACUGCCAAUAAGAUUUAUUUUGGAAGGAAUCGUCGCUGUUCUGGUGUUUUGUAUAAAAUUAUGCAGCCUCAGUUUAAAGCCUCAAGAUUGCAGUCGAUUCAAGAGGAAAAUGAAGGGUUGGGACAUGAUUUUAUAGUGAAUCCAAACCUUAAUGGAGAUGGAAACUGUGCUGAAUGAAGUUAUUUAGUCUGACAGAUGAAUGUAUUUGUAAUCAUCCCAAUAUGUUAUUGAAAUGGUUUGAAGAUGCAUUUAGCUUCAGAGAUGAUUCACCUUUAAUCUCAAUGAUGACCGAAGCAUUUACUACUGCAAGUGAACUUAAAUAUUAAGGAUAUUUGCACUCAGGGCUGCAGAUUGUAUUGUCAGAUAUUCAACACAUGCAUAUAAGAUCAUUAGUAUACUUUGUCCUUUCCAUGUCAAACUAAUGGAAGAAGCAAUGUAUGUUCUCCUCAGUUCAUGCAGUCUCGAGAUGUGUUUCACAUUCAUUUUGAGUACAUUUCAAAGGCAUUGCACAGUUAAUGUCACUGAAACACUGACAUGUAUCAUAGAGGCUGAAUGAAAAUGUAUUGUGAAUAAUGAGAUGCACAAUCAGAACCAGCAACGGAGAACUCUGCACUUUCAGAAACAGUGGGACCACCAGGUGGCGAUGUUAAGCCGUACUCUGAGGCUGCCCCAGGGUCCUUUACAAAUAAUAUAUGAACAACUACCAGCAUAAAUAUGUACAGAAUAUAAGCAGAAUUUUUGGAUUACUGCACUGCUAAUGAACUCCUGAGAAGUCCCUUUGUCUGGCUUUUGAAAUUGAGAUUCAGGAAAAUAUUGAGAGUCAUUAAAAGAGCCAACCUGCAGAAAAGCUGUCCAUUGAAAUGAUGUAUUUAUUGUUCUGAUAACUUACUGUCAUGUUUGUGCUCAUUGUUAACUCAAAGUGUCAGUUUGAUGAAUGUCUGACACAUUUUGUAAAGACCAAUCAAAGUAUAAGCACUCAAGAAUAAAAACAGUAUAUGGCCUUUA
This is a messenger RNA of Eleginops maclovinus (Patagonian blennie), 3260 nucleotides long. It is a transcript of the gene soat1, whose product is annotated as sterol O-acyltransferase 1. Gene Ontology annotation, biological process: cholesterol metabolic process; cholesterol efflux. The transcript has 16 exons. Lineage: Eukaryota; Metazoa; Chordata; Actinopteri; Perciformes; Eleginopidae. The coding region runs from base 2 to 1828 and encodes 608 amino acids. Gene Ontology annotation, molecular function: fatty-acyl-CoA binding; cholesterol O-acyltransferase activity; cholesterol binding. Gene Ontology annotation, cellular component: endoplasmic reticulum membrane. The record is from RefSeq and is a predicted model, not a curated record.